AUGGAAAAAAUGAACCUAAACAAGAAUAACCAUAACGGCGUGAAAGGUACCGUCAACAAGAAUGACUAUGUGCAACAGGUAAAUUCUGACCGUCAAGAAGCUACUGCUGCAAAACUAAGUUUACAUAUUGGUACUUCGAAUGUAAUAACACUUUUUAUGGCUGGUAAAUUUGAAAAUGUAAAGGUUGAAAUGGACAGAUUAAAUAUUGACAAAGUUGGCAUAUGUGAAACAAGAAAUGGACAGAUAUGCUCGGAAAAUUAUACAAUAUAUUACUCUGGUGGCGAAGAACACGCAAGAGGUGUAGCAAUAGUGAUUAAAAAGAUGAAAUAUAAACUAGGAUGCUGGACAUUAUCAGACAGAAUAAUGAUGAUUAAACUAAAAGGCAAACAAUUUGAUAUCAACAUAGUACAAGCUUAUGCACCAACAUCUGCAUCAAGCGAAGAAUUAACGACCUUCUAUGAACAACUGGAUAUGGCAUUUGAGAUAUGUAAAAGUCAAAAAAUAAAGAUUGUAAUAGCCGAUUUCAAUUCUAAAGUCGGAAAUAGCAAACAUAAAAUGGUAGUUGGUCCUUUUGGACUUGGAGAACGAAAUGAUCGAGGAGAAACAUAUGUUCAAUGGUGUGAGGAAAGAGAUCUAGCAAUCAUGGACACCUGGUUCAAACAUCAUAAAGGAAUGUUAUUUACCUGGAAAAGGCCUGGUGAUCAAAUCAGAAACCAGACUACAUAUGUAUCAAUCAAAGAUACAAGAUACAAGACAAUACCUAGUGCUUAUUGUAACAGUGACCACAUACUCCUUUAUGCUAAAAUAAAUUGUAGACUUAAAAAGAUUAAAAUCACAAGAAAAGAGCCAAAACUUGAUUUUAGUGUACUGAGAAACAACAGUGUAAUUGCAAACCAAUUCAUAAUAGAAGUCACAAAUAGAAUUAAUGUCUUGGAAAUUGAAGAAAACCAUGACGAGGACCCAUGUGAAAAUUGGAACCAACUAGAAAAGAUACUUAGAGAAAGCGCUAAUAAGAUCUUACCAAAAUGA
Molecule: messenger RNA, 1029 nt
Organism: Penaeus indicus
Lineage: Eukaryota; Metazoa; Arthropoda; Malacostraca; Decapoda; Penaeidae
Product: craniofacial development protein 2-like
Exons: 1
Coding region: 1-1029 (342 amino acids)
Biological process (GO): chromatin remodeling
Cellular component (GO): nucleus
Source: RefSeq, a predicted model, not a curated record